This is a messenger RNA of Argentina anserina (silverweed cinquefoil), 1404 nucleotides long. RefSeq lists its product as uncharacterized. The transcript has 10 exons. The coding region runs from base 112 to 1062 and encodes 316 amino acids. The record is from RefSeq and is a predicted model, not a curated record. Lineage: Eukaryota; Viridiplantae; Streptophyta; Magnoliopsida; Rosales; Rosaceae.
CUUUUUCUUUUUUGGUCUGAAGUGAUCUCAAAUUUUGCUUUCAGAUUAAGUUAUCCCAAGUCUUCUAGAGACUCGAUUCGCCGAAGCUCCGGUGUGCGAAAGGAGGAGGCGAUGACGUCGAAGACUCUGAGGAGAAGGCUUCAUCAUGCAGAUGUUGAUGGAAAAAGGCACGAGCAUCUGGAGGAGGCGUCAGGUUUGGAUGAUCUUAAUGAGCCUCUACUCGGAAACCCUGAUAUUUGGCCGUUUGAAUCCGCACUUGCCGAGAUCUGGAAUGAUGAGCAGAGAUUGCAGCAACUCCACUGGGCUUUACUGUUUUCUCAGUUGAUUGCGCAGUGGGCUCGGUGGUUAGCAAAUAUUGUCCUGGGAUCUGGAUCACUUAUUGGACGGCUUUUGACCUCAGCUACAAAAAAUGGACCAAAAAGUAGGCUGCUUGCACCAACCCGUACUCCCUUGCAAGAAGUAAGACUCAAAAAUCUACAACAAAGGCUUCAAGUUCCUUUCGAUGGUUCUCGUGUGGAGCAUCAAGAUGCACUAAAACAAUUAUGGAGGUUGGCUUAUCCAGAUAGGGAGCUCCCGCCUCUUAAAUCUGAGCUUUGGAAAGAGAUGGGUUGGCAAGGAGCAGACCCUUCGACAGAUUUUAGAGGUGGAGGGUUUAUAUCACUGGAGAACCUUAUCUUUUUUGCCGAACAAUAUCCGGAAUUAUUCCAUAGAUUGUUGCACAAGCAAGAUGGUAGCCGAGCUGAGUGGGAAUAUCCUUUUGCUGUAGCUGGCAUUAAUGUUUCAUUUGUCCUUGCACAAAUGUUGGAUCUUCAAUCAGCAAAGCCAACUUCAAUGGCAGGAAUCCGAUUCGUACAACUACUCGAAGAAGAUGAAAUGGCAUUUGACAACCUGUUUUGUGUAACUUUCCAAAUGAUGGAUGCUCAGUGGCUUGCAAAGCGUGCUUCGUAUAUGGAAUUCAAUGAUGUAAUGAAGUCUACUAGAACUCAGCUAGAGCGUGAGCUUGCCCUCGAAGAUGUAUCCAGCGUUAAAGAUCUACCGGCAUACAAUCUAUUGGCAAAAUGAUCUAUUCAAGUCUCUUAUAACAUUGCUGUCCAUAUGUAAUAUUGUACAAGAAAUCUGGUUGAGAAAUAUAACUAGUGGUGAAUUAAGAAUACUUAUUUUAACCUGUAUAUGGUAGCCUCUGAACAUGUGCAGUGUCUCUCCAUUAAAUUCCUUUUUUUCCUUCUUUUUUCUUGUUAACACACUGUAGUUGGGUUUUACAUUAGAUAUGUCUAGGUAAACGUAUACUCCCCUCAAAAACAUGUGUUUUCAUAAAGCAAACGCUCUAGCAGAGCAGAAAGAGUAUGACCAUAAGUGUUCCAGAAUGCUCAAGGCACUUCGAUAUGCUUGGCAAUCAUGAUAGGA